Messenger RNA from Labrus mixtus (cuckoo wrasse), 4454 nucleotides. It is a transcript of the gene rab11fip1b, whose product is annotated as RAB11 family interacting protein 1 (class I) b. NCBI's taxonomy places the organism in Eukaryota, Metazoa, Chordata, Actinopteri, Labriformes, Labridae. Gene Ontology annotation, biological process: regulated exocytosis. Gene Ontology annotation, cellular component: intracellular membrane-bounded organelle. Gene Ontology annotation, molecular function: small GTPase binding. The record is from RefSeq and is a predicted model, not a curated record. The coding region runs from base 134 to 3847 and encodes 1237 amino acids. The transcript has 6 exons.
CUGACGGCGUCACCACGCCCACUCAGCUGUUUCCUCAAGUUUAACGGAGCUGCCGACUAAACUUUUCCUCUCUUCUGUCAAAACCCGACUUACUUUUCUGGACUUCUUUUUCGAAGCAACAAGUGGCGUAAACAUGUCCUUCUCGGAUCAACAGUGGUGUCCCUCGAGCGUGCAGGUAACGGUGCUCCAAGCAAGAGGGCUGAGGAUAAAGGGGAAAAGCGGCACGAACGAUGCGUACGCGGUCAUGCAAGUGGGCAAAGAGAAGUUUCAGACCUCGGUGGUGGAAAAGAGUGUUGCUCCGGUGUGGAAGGAGGAGGCCGCCUUCGACCUGCCGCCGAUGCCGCAUCAAGGAGCAGCAGGAGGAGGAGGAGGAGGAGGAGGCACGCUGCACGUCCAGGUCCUGCAUCGGGCCCUGGUGGGUCCAGACAAACUGCUGGGUCAGGCUGUCAUCAACCUGCUGCAUCUCAGUGAGGACAAAACCCGCAAAAAGACAGAAUGGUUCAAGUUGCUGGACAAGACGGGCAAGCCAGACAAAGACAGAGGAGAGGUUCUCGUGGACAUCCAGUUCCUGAGAAAUAACAUGACCGGCAGCAUGUUUGACCUCUCCGCUGCCGGCAAAUCCAGAUCCCGUCUGGGAAAGUUCAAGGACAAAGUCCGGGGCAAGAAAAAGGAGUCGGAUGCAGCGUCUAACGUGGUGCCGUCGUUCACUCAGGUUCUGACGGACAGCGAGGAGGAAGGACACGGGGAGGGGGAGGUGUCUGCUGGCAAGGACGAGAAAAAGAAGAAACUGAAGAUGAAGUCUUUGUUUUCUCCGAAGUCCAACCUGCAGAAGAACAUGUCUCAGUCCAUGUCCGUUCUGCCUGUGAAGAACUCGUCACUGAGCAGCAGCCAGUCGUCUGGUCUAAAUGCUGAGUCCUUUGAAGGUAAAAAGAAGUUCAAGUUCAUGAUACACAAACGCUCAGGCAGCUCAGACGGCAAAGACUCCUCCUCUGCUCACCAAAAACAUGCCGCUGCAGAACAGAGUAACGUAUGCAUCAAUGGCAGCCAUGUUUACUGUGAGGAGCCUCAGCCCCGAACCUCUCGCAUCGGCUCAAACUACAGUCUCGCCAGCUCAGGGCAUGGAUCCAUGGAGGACGUCCCAGAUAGCUCCCCUCCAUCGGUGGAUUCUCUGAGGGCUGUGAGGCAAUAUUCACCCUGGACAGAGGAGGAAGAAGAGGAAGAGGCCAAUGCGGAGAGAGAUACAAAUGAAGAAGAGGGUGAACUGAGAAAGAAGGAAGAGGAAACGAUAAAAAUGGAGCAGAAGAGGAGGAAAAAACAAGAGGAAGAGAGGCUUGAAAAGUUGGCUGAGGAGAAGAGGAGACAAGAGGAAGAAGAAAAAAGGACUGCAUAUGAGAAAAUUAAAAGGGAAGAAGAAGAGAGGAGGAGGAGGAGGGAGGAGGAGGAGGACAGGGUUAGAAGAGAAGAAGAACUUCUGAGGAUGGCUGAUGAGAAGAGACGAGAGGAAGAUAAAAAAAGGAUUGAAGAGGAGAAAGUUAAGGAGGAAGAGGAGAGGGUACGUAGAGAGGAAGAAGUGAGGCAGAGACAACAACAAGAGGAAAGGGUUAAGAAAGAAGAAGAAGAAGAGCGUGAAAGAUUAGCAGAGAUGAGGAGACUAUAUGAAGAAGAAAGAAGGAAACUUGAGGAAGAGGAAAGAAAAAGGCUGGAGGAGGAAGUGGCACAGGAAGAGGAGAGGGCUAGAAGACAAGAAGAAGAGCGUAAAUUGGAAAUUAAGAGACUGGAGGAAGACACAAGAAGAAGAAUUGAAGAAGAAGAAAGGGUUAGAAAGCAGGAAGAGGCGAGAAUAAGAAUAGAGGAAGAAAGGAUCCAGGAAGAGAGGAGAAGAGAGAAAGAGGAGAUGAUAAGACAAGAAGAAGAGAAACAGAGGAAGCUAGAGGAACAGGAAAUAAGACAACGGGAGAAGGAAAGGAUUAAUAAAGAGGAGGAGAAGUCGAGGAAGGAAAAGGAAGAAUAUGAAAGAUUGGUGAAUGAAAAGAUGAAACUGGAGGAGGAAGACAGGAAAAGAUUUGAACUACAAGAGAAAAGGAGAAUGGAGGAAGAAGAAAGGACAAAGCUGGAAAAAGAGCACAAGAAGUUAGAGGAACAGAGGAAACUAGAAGAGCAAGAAAGGAAGAGAAUUGAGGAAGAAGAAGAAAGGCAAAGAGAGGAAGAGGAGAGGGUUAGGAAGGAGGAGGAGAGGAGAAAAGAGGAAGAGGAGAAGGCCAGGAUGGAAAAGGAAGAGUAUGAGAGAUUGGUGGAAGAAAAAACAAGACAAGAGGAAGAAGAGAACAGAAGAAUUAAGGAAGAGGAGAAAAAGGUGAGAAUUGAGGAAGAGAGGAGAAAGGAAGAAGAGGAGAGGGCAAGGAUGGAAAAGGAAGAAAUGAAGAGACUAGAAGAGGAGAAAAUGCAAGAAGAGGAGAGGAUAAGGAAGAAGGAAAAAGCUGAAGAGGAGGCCAGGAGAUUGGAGAAAGAGAUCUUAACACACGAUGCAGAAGAACAGAAGAAGGAGAACAGAUUAAAAAACAAAGCUGCAGGGAGAAGAGUAGAAUUUGACAUCCCUGCACAAGUCUCUUCUUCUAAUCCAUUUGAUGAAACGUAUUCCGACAAUCCAUUUGAUGAGAGUUCAAGCUCACCUGCUGAACCAAACAGGUGCCAAUCUUCCACUUCCACAAACGAGAAGGAUCUUAUUGGUUCCCAGCAGGAGAAGCGAGCGGCUCCUCAGCCUCCAGGAAGGCUUCAAGCCGACAGACACACUCAGAAGGAGCAGGACAGAGCCGGCAUGCAACAUCCGGCCCAAAUAAAGAAGCAAAGUAAAGACAAAGACCAAGACGCCAAAACCACCAGCCUUAUUCCUAAGCGCUCUGGGAAAAAAAUUGCCCCUGUGCGAAGCUCUGCCACAGGUACAAAUAAUUCUCUAAGCUCGACACAAAAUGGUUCCACCAAGGGAACGACAGAUCAGGCGAAGACUGGUAAACGUCUUGCACCACUAAGACCUGGUUCAUCGGAAUCUGAACUGAAACAGUCUCAGUCUUGUGAUGGCAACAUUUCAAAGACAAAACAAGAGCCGGUUGUUUCCAGCUUAAAUCCAUUUGAGGAUGAUGAAGAUGAAAAUGAGCUCACAAGCCAAAAUGAUACAACCAUGACAGGUAAUUCUGGUUCAAUACAGUGGCCUCCACCUGUCACACAAGCUGCUGACGGAGACACCGCCUCUCAAGUGAAAAUCAAAUCCUCAAAGAUAGUCCGUGCCCCCCAACUUCCUGCUACAAAAGCAUCAAGCACUUUAAUUGACCAAAGCACAGAAGGAGUCCUUGUUACAGAUGAUACAGGCAGGAAAGUACCAGAUAUCAGUGAAGCCCAAGACACAAACUCAGGGAGCAAAAGUGCUUUAUUGGCGGAGACAACACUGCAGGAAUCCCAGCAUGAAACCGUGCAGACUGCUGCAGAGGAGUCGGUUGGGGAGAAGGAGGCGCCUCCUACAGCUCGACGCAGGCUUCAACCCGUGAAACCCCUAAAUGCUUUGGAACAGCAGUCUGUCUCUGUUGCUAACACAGAAGAAGAGCACAAGGCUACAGUAAUGAUUUGUGAAGUUCAAGAGAAAACAAAGGUAAAUGACACUGCACUUAAAGGGCCGUACUCUCUGCUGACUCGACAGGAACUCAUCGCGAUGGUGCUAAAACAGGAGAACCAGCUCUCGGAGAGAGACAAAAAGAUGUCUGAGCUGGAGCAGUACAUUGAUAACUUGCUUGUGCGUGUCAUCGAAGAGGCACCAACUAUUCUCAUGUCCUUGAACUCUCUGAAGAAAGCAGCAUAGCAUUGCAGCAUUUUGGUUCCGGUGAUUCCUAAUCAGUUAAAAUCAGUUAUCAACUGGAUAUACUGGAGUUUAGGGUUUGCGAGACAUGAUCAGUUUACGUUCAACAUCAACGUAAAUAAAACCACGAUGAUUACAGUUUCAGCUCAGUGUGUGGAUAAUAUUUAUAUUAAAAAUAACAAUCAAAGAUGUUCUGAAUUUUUCACACUUCUUUAUGUACCAUGUGUAUAUAAGAAAAAAACAUGGUAGGUGGGUUUAUGACUGUUCCCACGUUGAGCUUUGGUGUCAAAUGUUGCUGACAUGACGUGGCAUUACUUUCUGUGUUGUAGGGUAAAACAAAUCUUUUUCUAUAGACAAGCUUCAUGCCUCCUGGACGUUCAUCCAAUAUGAAUAGGGCCUUAUUUUACUGUACUUUGCUCUAGUUACAUAGAUUAUGUUUCAUGCUUUUGUACUGAAUGUCAAAGUUUACAUGAUUCUGCUAACCCCUAAAUGGCACUUUAUGUAUCUAACAUUGUUAAUGAAUUAUUGUUCUUUACUGAAGUGGUGUAUAAAAAAACUGUUAUAAAAGCAAAUAUUUUCGUGUGUCUGAAAUAAAGAAUAAUAAAGCAUU